Phytophthora infestans T30-4 is the source of this 4098-nucleotide messenger RNA. RefSeq names its product ATP-binding Cassette (ABC) Superfamily. Gene Ontology annotation, cellular component: membrane. The transcript has a single exon. Lineage: Eukaryota; Oomycota; Peronosporomycetes; Peronosporales; Peronosporaceae. Bases 1 to 4098 code for a protein of 1365 amino acids. The record is from RefSeq and is a predicted model, not a curated record. Gene Ontology annotation, molecular function: ABC-type transporter activity; ATP hydrolysis activity; ATP binding.
AUGGACAAGAAACUGGGUCUCGACUCGGCCGACGCGCUGAUGGCUCAGGGCCCCAACGCUCUGCACAGCUACGUUGCCGACAAAGUGCAGGCUGCCAUGGGCAAGGCCAUGCCUCAGAUGGAGGUGCGCUUUAAGAACCUGUCCAUCUCGGCCAACGUGUUCGCUUCCAGCCACUCGGAUCCCAAGUCCCAGCUACCUACACUCUACAACUGCGUUAAGAAAUCGGCUGCCAAGAUCAACGCCAAGAACCACACAGCCGAGAAAGGGAUCCUCAAGAAUGCCAGUGGCGUCUUCAAGCCGGGUACAAUAACGCUGCUACUGGGCCAGCCUGGGUCAGGCAAGUCGUCUCUCAUGAAGGUACUGAGUGGUCGAUUUCCAUUGGAGAAGAACGUGACCAUCGAGGGUGCGAUUACGUUCAACGGCGUCCCGCAAACCGACAUCAUGAAGCGUCUACCACAGUUCGCGGCGUACGUGACGCAGCGUGACAAACACUUCCCCACUCUGACAGUCACAGAGACGCUCCAGUUCGCACACGCCUUCUGUGGAGGUGGCAUCUCCAACCGCACAGAGAAACUCCUCUCCAAAGGUACUCCAGAAGAGAACACAGCGGCGUUGGAAGCGCUGGAGGCACUAUAUGCGCACUACCCGGACGUGGUGAUUAAGCAAUUAGGACUUGAAAACUGCAAAGACACCAUCGUGGGCAACGCUAUGCUUCGCGGCGUAUCAGGUGGAGAACGCAAACGCGUGACGACUGGCGAGAUGGAGUUUGGUAUGAAGUACAUGACGCUCAUGGACGAGAUCAGUACUGGUCUCGACAGUGCGGCUACCUUCGAUAUCAUCAGCACACAGCGUGGUAUCGCUAAAACACUGCAGAAGACAGUUGUUAUUGCUCUUCUGCAGCCUUCACCUGAAGUAUUUGAGCUGUUCGACGACGUGAUGAUCCUGAACGACGGUGAAGUCAUGUACCACGGACCCCGCGACCAAGCCGUGCCAUUCUUUGAGAGCUUGGGCUUUAAAUGUCCAGCGGAUCGUGAUGAGGCUGACUUCCUUCUCGACUUGGGAACCAACCAGCAGUACGGCUACGAAGUGAACUUACCGUCAGAAAUGACCCACCACCCGCGGUUAGCCAGCGAGUUCGCUGAGAUUUUCCGACGUUCGUCAAUUCACGAGCGAAUGCUGCAGGCAUUAGACAACCCACACGAACCAGCGCUCCUUGAGAACGUUGGUGCGCACAUGGAUCCGAUGCCAGAGUUUCGUCGCGGUUUUUGGGAAAACACCCGGACGCUCAUGAAGCGUCAGACGAUGGUUACUCUCCGUAACACUGCGUUCAUCAAAGGGCGCUGCAUUAUGGUGGUGCUGAUGGGACUCAUCUACUCGAGCACAUUCUGGCAAGUAGACCCAACGGACGUCCAGGUAGCUUUGGGAAUAAUGUUCCAAGCCGUGUUGUUCCUCGCUUUGGGGCAAGUUUCUCAGAUCCCCACGUUCAUGGCAGCCCGCGAUGUGUUCUACAAGCAACGCGGAGCCAACUUCUUCCCGACGGCUGCUUAUGUACUGGCGUGCUCUGUGGCUCAAAUUCCAAUGGCCGUUGCUGAGAGUGUCAUCUUCGGCUCCAUGGUCUACUGGAUGUGCGGCUUUGUGGCCACUGCUGGAGCGUUCAUCUGCUACAUGAUCCUACUUAUCCUGACGAACCUGGUGUUUUCGUCGUGGUUCUUCCUGCUCACAGCCAUGUCUCCGGACUUCCACAUUGCUAAGCCGUUCGCGACGUUUACAGUGGUUUUCUUCAUUCUGUUUGCUGGUUUCGUCAUGGCCAAGAGUACGAUGCCUGGUUGGUUUGUGUGGAUCUACUGGAUCAACCCUAUCGCGUGGUGUCUGCGUGGUCUCGCUGUGAAUCAGUAUCGUGCAGCCAAGUUCGACGUCUGUGUCUAUGAGGGUGUGAACUACUGCGCUGACUACAAUAUGAACAUGGGCGAGUACUAUUUGUCUCAAUACGACGUGCCGUCGUCCAAGGUCUGGGUGUGGGCUGCCAUGCUCUUCAUGAUUGCAUGCUACGCUCUCUUCAUGGCUUUGGGAUGCUACGUGCUCGAAUACCACCGUUUCGAGAGCCCUGAGCACACGAUCGUCAAGGACAAGGACGAAGAAUCCGAUGAGAGCUACGCGCUAGUUGCAACUCCAAAGGGUUCCAGUACCAGCUCGGCUGAGCGAGCUAUUGCUCUGGAUAUUGGACGUGAGAAGAACUUUGUGCCAGUGAUUCUUGCCUUCCAGGAUUUGUGGUACUCAGUCCCGAAGCCUGGAAACCCCAAGGAGUCCAUCGACUUGCUCAAGGGUAUUAGUGGAUUCGCUACGCCUGGUAACAUGACGGCUCUCAUGGGCUCUUCUGGCGCUGGUAAGACGACGUUGAUGGACGUGAUCGCCGGUAGAAAAACGGGCGGUACGAUCAAGGGAAAGAUUCUGCUGAACGGCUAUGAAGCGAACGACUUGGCUAUCCGUCGAUCCACUGGUUACUGCGAGCAGAUGGACAUCCAUUCGGACGCGACGACAUUCCGUGAGGCUUUCACGUUCAGUGCAUUCCUUCGUCAAGAUAGCAGUGUCCCGGACCACAAGAAAUACGACUCGGUGGAGGAAGUUCUCGACCUUUUGGACAUGCACGACAUCGCCGAUCAGAUUGUACGUGGCAGCUCCGUGGAGCAGAUGAAGCGUCUGACUAUUGGUGUGGAGGUGGCUGCCCAACCCAGCGUCUUGUUCUUAGAUGAACCGACCAGUGGACUGGACGCUCGUUCGGCAAAACUUAUUAUGGAUGGCGUUCGUAAGGUGGCAGAUAGCGGGCGUACGAUCGUGUGUACGAUUCACCAGCCUUCGUCUGAUGUGUUCUACCUGUUCGACCACUUGCUGUUGCUCAAGCGUGGUGGUGAGACGGUGUUUGUUGGCGAACUCGGUGAGAAAUGCCGUAAGUUGGUGGAGUACUUCGAGUCGACCCCUGGGGUCGCUCCGUUGCCUGACCGAUACAACCCGGCCACGUGGAUGCUAGAGUGUAUCGGUGCCGGUGUCAACAACGGAGGUCAUAGCACGAUGGACUUUGUCGAGUACUUCAAGAACAGCCAGGAGAAGCGCUUUCUGGACAAUGAGAUGGCACAAGAAGGAGUCACCGUACCAGCUCCUGAUCUACCGGAGAUGAUCUUCCAGAAGAAACGUGCGGCCAGCUCAUGGACACAGGCCAAGUUCUUGACAACGCGCUUCAUGCGCAUGUACUGGCGUACACCCACGUACAACAUGACGCGUUUUGCCAUCGGUCUGUUCCUAGCUCUGCUCUUCGGCUUAACGUAUGUGGACGUGGAGUAUGUGAGUUACCAAGGGAUCAACGGCGGUGUGGGAAUGGUGUUCAUGACGACGCUGUUCAAUGGCAUCGUGUCGUUCAACGGUGUGUUGCCUAUUGCAUCGGGAGACCGCGCUGCUUUCUACCGUGAGCGCGCUUCACAGACGUACAAUUCGCUCUGGUAUUUCGUUGGCUCGACGAUCGCUGAGAUCCCGUACGUGUUUAUCAGCUGUCUGCUUUUCACGGUCAUCUUCUAUCCGUUAGUUGGCUUCACCGGCUUUGGAACGGGCGUGCUCUACUGGAUCAACCUUUCGCUAUUGGUGCUGUUGCAGACGUACAUGGGGCAACUCUUCGUCUACGCGCUACCGAGCGUGGAGGUGGCGGCCAUCAUCGGUGUACUCAUCAACUCGAUCUUCUUCUUGUUCAUGGGCUUCAACCCUCCGGCCAAAUCCAUUCCUAGUGGCUACCGUUGGCUCUACACGAUCACCCCUCAGCGAUAUCCGCUUUCGAUCAUGAUGGCUCUGGUCUUUUCCGAUUGCCCGACAGAGCCAACGUGGGACAGCAAUCUCGGACAAUACGUCAACGUUGGAUCGGAGCUUGGUUGCCAACCUGUGACGAACCUUCCAGUGACGAUCGACCACAUUACAGUCAAGGGCUACAUGGAAUCGGUGUUCGAGAUGAAGCAUGACGACAUCUGGAGCAACUUCGGCUACGUCUUCGUGUUCAUCGGCGCUCUACGCCUACUCGCGCUGCUAUCGCUGCGGUAUAUCAACCAUCAGAAGAGAUAA